UCCUGAUCCUACUCUGAUCUCUCUCUAGUUUUAGAGUGACACCUCACUCUGCUGUUACCAUAACAGCCAUGCUGCUGAGAAUCUUCGGAGCGUUGCUCUGCAUACUCGUCGCCAAUGGCGAAGUCAUGCCUCAGAAGGAUUUCGACCUGAAAGGGGUUGCAGGGAAAUGGUAUCUGAUUGGCUUCGCCACCAACGCCCAGUGGUUCAUCAGCAGGAAGGCGGAGAUGAAGAUGGGGACAGCCCUCCUGGUGCCUACUGCAGAGGGCGACCUUGACAUGACCUACUCUAGCCUAAACUCUGAUGGCACCUGCUGGAAGAUGACCCACCUGGCCAAGAAAACAGACACGCCUGGGAAAUUCGCUUUCCGCAGCCAGCGCUGGGGAAAUGAGAAUGACAUGCGUGUGGUGGAUGUGAAAUAUGACGAAUAUGCCCUGGUCCACACCAUCAAGACUAAGGGAGGGGUAACCAGCGUGCUGAACAAACUGUACGGUCGUACUCCUGACCUGAGCUCAGAGGUGCUGCAGAAGUUCAAGCAGUUCUCCCUGGACACUGGGAUCCUGCCAGAGAACAUUGCUGUUCUUCCAAAAAAUGACGAAUGCCCAGCUGCGUAAGUGGAGAGCUGCUUCCUCAUUCCAAGCCUCCGAGCAGUUUCCGCUCUUCAGCUUUAUGCUUUAGGACACCAUAUAUGGCUUUGCACCUUCAGGCCAGCGGAGACUGCAGCGCAUUCACACCUGUUGUCACCACUACCUGCAGCUACGCACCUUGCCGAAACACACCAUCCGCUCACCUGAAGCACCUCUCAAUUAUGGUAACACCAUGAGAGAGAGAUUUUUGAGGUUUUACUAAAGGUUUGCCAACUCUCGUGUAUUUGUCAUGACACUCAUGCUGUGUUGAAGCCUGUUCUUUAGGAUUCAAUGUGCAAGUGUCGAGGUGAACAUGAGUCGGCAACUGUGCCGUUACUGGCUUUUUUUCCCAAUGC
Megalops cyprinoides (Indo-Pacific tarpon) is the source of this 979-nucleotide messenger RNA. Its product is annotated as lipocalin-like. The transcript is spliced from 6 exons. Lineage: Eukaryota; Metazoa; Chordata; Actinopteri; Elopiformes; Megalopidae. The record is from RefSeq and is a predicted model, not a curated record. The coding region runs from base 69 to 611 and encodes 180 amino acids. Gene Ontology annotation, molecular function: small molecule binding.